CGCUCCCCGUCAGCUGUCUUCGCUUCGUGCUCAAGCUGCGGGAGAGCGAUGGGGGAGGCCUACGUGCCAGUGGAAGCCGGGCUUGGCUUCGAGGAGAGCUUCCUCUCUUUGGGAGACAUUCUCAUGUCCCAGGAGAGGCUUCCGUGCCGCGCCGAGAUUGCCCUGCCGCGCCUGGCCGCCGUGCUUGGUAAAGCCGGGCCCGAGCCCCUUGCUGCGGUCCCUGAGGGCACAAAGCUGGAAAUUCCCCUCUGGCUGGCAAAAGGCUUGUAUGACAAUAAGCGGAGGAUUCUUUCUGUGGAGCUGCCAAAGAUUUACAGGGAGAGCUGGCGGACGGUGUUCAGUGCAGAUGCCAAUGUGAUUGACCUGCAUAAACUGGGGCCCUUUUACUAUGGAUUUGGCUCCCAGUUGCUGAAUUUUGACAGUCCUGAAAAUGUUGAAAUAGCUCAGACCAUAUUGCAGACAUUUAUUGGCCGUUUCCGUCGUAUUAUGGACUCAUCUCAGAAUACUUACAAUGAAGACACGUCUGUGUUGGUGGCCCGGCUGGAUGAGUUGGAGAGAGUUUUAUUUCAAGUUGGCCAGAAAGGUCUAAAUGACUUCCAGUCCUGGGAAAGGGGUCAGGCCCAGAUCACAGCAACCGACCUGGUUCAGAAAUAUCGAAAGAUCAAAUUUAUUGACUUGGACAGCUGA
Molecule: messenger RNA, 687 nt
Organism: Gekko japonicus
Lineage: Eukaryota; Metazoa; Chordata; Lepidosauria; Squamata; Gekkonidae
Gene: GINS3
Product: GINS complex subunit 3 (Psf3 homolog)
Exons: 3
Coding region: 49-687 (212 amino acids)
Biological process (GO): mitotic DNA replication initiation
Cellular component (GO): GINS complex
Source: RefSeq, a predicted model, not a curated record